This is a messenger RNA of Apis cerana (Asiatic honeybee), 866 nucleotides long. Its product is annotated as death domain-associated protein 6-like. The record is from RefSeq and is a predicted model, not a curated record. NCBI's taxonomy places the organism in Eukaryota, Metazoa, Arthropoda, Insecta, Hymenoptera, Apidae.
CAUGGCAACAUCGAUACAUCAAGAUACGCUCGAGCCGUAACCGUUUAAUCGAUCCACGAAGUACGAAAGUUAUAGGUUAAAGCGCGAGCAACCUCUCUCUCUUCGAAGAUGAAUUCGAGAAACUCGUGAACGAGUGUUUGUUAAGGAGGAAAAUCGUUUAUUAAUUACACAAACGGAAUUAUUAUUUCGUCGAGUUGACAUUGGAGAAUAAAAAUAUGACAGAAUCGGAAGAGGAAAUCACCCACACCGAGGACGAGGAGGAUCUGUACGAUUUGGAGAGGCCUUCCAUAAUACAUCUGGAUUAUCGAGUGAUGUGGAUACGGAACAAAGUGAUGAAGUUUCUAGGCAUACCCGGCUACGAGAUUCAGUUCUACAAACUUUUGAACGCAAACAAUCGAUACUUGGAGGACAAGCUGCUGAAUUUCUUGAUACUCGAUCUUUACGGAAUUACGAGUCUCGAGAGAAAGAUAAUCUUCUUCUAUUGCACGUAUUCCGUGGAAAAGUAUCAGGAAGAGGUGCCGAUCUGGCAAAGCAAGCCGAGCGUUAGUAAAUUGGCCGCGUUGACGGCGUUAGCCGUGAAGGGGAAAAGUCGGAAGCCACGGAAGAAAGAGGAAGAGCCGAAGAAGAAGAAGAAAAAAGCGAAGAAACCGAAGAAAGCGCCAAAAGCGCCGGUGUCCACGGAUCCGCUUGCGCUGUUGCGCCAACUCGAGGAGUCGAUAGUCACGCUCCGUUCGGAGGAAAAAUCGGUGACGAGCACGAUCGACGACGAAGAUUACGACGACGAGGAGGAGGAGGAGUACGACGAGGAGGAGUGGGAGGACAGAGAUGUCAAAAAGAAGGACGACCGCGGUACGCGUAAUCGAUAA